GCGUUCUCACACAAGUCUUACUGAACAGCGGCCUCUAGUCACAGAUUUCGAUAGGUCACCGAUUUCAGCACAACAGCCAUCUUGAUGAGAAUCCGGAUCAUCAUCAUCUGAUCACACUGAUUUCCACAGAACACACACGAGUACAGAGCGGCGAUGGCCACUGCACCAUACAACUACUCCUACAUCUUCAAAUACAUCAUCAUUGGUGAUAUGGGUGUAGGGAAGUCCUGUUUGCUUCAUCAGUUCACAGAAAAGAAGUUCAUGGCGGACUGCCCGCACACGAUCGGCGUAGAGUUUGGCACUAGAAUAAUCGAGGUGAGUGGACAGAAGAUCAAGCUGCAGAUCUGGGACACAGCGGGACAGGAGCGAUUCAGAGCGGUCACACGCAGCUACUACAGAGGAGCCGCAGGAGCGCUGAUGGUGUAUGACAUCACCAGGAGAAGCACAUACAACCACCUCAGCAGCUGGCUGACCGACGCCAGGAACCUCACCAACCCCAAUACUGUGAUUAUACUGAUAGGAAACAAAGCAGAUCUUGAAGCGCAGCGAGACGUGACAUAUGAAGAAGCAAAACAGUUUGCUGAAGAGAACGGUCUGUUGUUCUUGGAGGCCAGUGCAAAAACGGGUGAGAACGUGGAAGACGCGUUUCUGGAGGCAGCGAAAAAGAUCUACCAGAACAUUCAGGACGGCAGUCUGGAUCUAAACGCAGCUGAAUCGGGCGUGCAGCACAAACCGUCGGCUCCACAGGUCGGGCGGCUCACCAGCGAACCACAGCCACAGAGAGAGGGGUGCGGCUGUUAAUGAUCAACAUCCUCCAACUGCCCAAAAAACCAUCUGCCCUCCUCCUCCUCUACAGCACUUUCUUCACUCACAUACGCCUGCUCUCGCCCAUCUCAGAGGGUCACAUGGGCAUAGGCUGAGAGGGGAGGGGUCAUCCCCUUCAUCUGUCUGUCUUCAUUUUCUCGCUCUCCUGGUCAGCGUUUCUUGAUUUCCCAUCAUCCUCUGACUGCUCUAACCGCCAAUCAUGAACUCAUCACACGACAUGAAUCUGUGAGACAGCUGACAACAACGCAGGUUCUUUUUUUAUUGGCUCAUUUUAUAGCUCAAUAAUGUAAUGUUUGUUCUUCUGUAACUCUCUGAGAAAUGAGACUUGUACAGGAAGUAGCUAAAAGUGACACUGACUAUAAUCCAACGUUAUGUUGCUGCUGCUGCAUGUUACACUAUGAUUGUUUUAUUAAGAACAUCAAAUGCGUUUAUACCCAGUGAUGACGUUUGAAAGAUCACGAUCACGUGAUGUGUUUUUGAUGUAUGGGAUGAAAUUAGUCUCUCUUCAUCACACAUUUGUUAAUCAUUUUGAGACUAACUUCAUCCCAUAGUGAUGCGAUCAGCCGUGUUGCAUUUAAAGCACUUAGAAGAAUCAGUCUGUUUGGGUUGUGACCGACGGGCCGCCCGACUGAAGCUCAGAUAGCCUUUACAGGCCUGCAGGGCUCAAAAUAAUGGGUCCAUAAAAUCUGCCAAACAUCUGUCGAUUCCAGUGAUUUAGAUCCCAGACUAACACCACAGCAGCGUUUACCUUUUGGUGUGAAUGCACAAACACAUUUAAAUGUAGAUUAAGGAAAUAUGCGUGUAUGUAAAGUUGGUUUGGGUUGGAUGCAUUUCUGAAUCAGACACUUUAAGAAACAAAUUACACAUAAUUCUUUUAGCUCAUGUCUCUCCUUCUGCUUUGAUCAUAUCAAUUGAAGUUUGUCCCGACCAUAGUUUUACUUUUAUUGUUGCCUUAUUGUUAUGAUUCAUGUUAAUAUUAUUACUAUCACUGUCCAAUCUUUUACUGUGCUAGCUCAACAUGCAGUUUGGACUUGAAUGGUUUUACAACACUGCUACUUAUAUUGUAAAGAUAAUGUGACAGGAACAGCUCCAGUUGUAUAGUCUGUACUUCCUCCAAAAUGGCACGUGUUUGGGGGACUCUUAUUCAGUUUAUUUAUCAUAUGACAUCAAAUGUCAUGCAGCUGCUGUAUGUAAGGCUAUAUCUGUUGACAAUGAUGCUGCGACCGCACUGACUGAUGAUGUGAUAUUCUGUGAGAUGCUGGCCACACUUGCUUGGGAAAAUCUCUUACACAUUUCUAAGUAUCAAUAUUACAAUAUCUGCAUCACAAACUCUCAGAGGUGCACUUUUCCAACGCUAAAGAGACAUAAGGUUUUAUCAUCUUACGAUCAUAUGAGGAUCUUGAAGGAUGGGCCUCUUGAACUGUCUCAGCAUCUCUUUGCUAUCAGAAUGACCUGUUCACAUGAGUAAAAACAGUACAUACUGUAUGUAUAUAUUUUGAAGGAGCUGUGCUAACAUUUAAAGUCUGUUCUUGUGUGUAUAUGAUUUUAAAAAGUUGAUAUUUUGAUUUUAAUUGACAAUAAAAAUCUGCUAGACAGAAUAGCAUUUCA
Myxocyprinus asiaticus (Chinese sucker) is the source of this 2433-nucleotide messenger RNA. RefSeq names its product ras-related protein Rab-14-like. Lineage: Eukaryota; Metazoa; Chordata; Actinopteri; Cypriniformes; Catostomidae. The coding region runs from base 154 to 801 and encodes 215 amino acids. Gene Ontology annotation, biological process: phagosome maturation; Golgi to endosome transport; defense response to bacterium. The transcript is spliced from 8 exons. Gene Ontology annotation, molecular function: GTPase activity; GTP binding. Gene Ontology annotation, cellular component: trans-Golgi network; phagocytic vesicle; Golgi apparatus. The record is from RefSeq and is a predicted model, not a curated record.